UGUUAAUAUAUGCAAUGCAGCCAUCUCUGCAGCUACCAUUCUGAGGCAUCCCACGCUGUCAGGAGAACAGCGCUGCGGCUGCUAAAGGGUCUGGCGCUUCGUAGCCAUGGAAACCAAACAGGAACCGUCAGCCGUGUGGAGCCAGACCGUCAACGACGACUCAAACAAUUCAACACAGGUGCAUUUUGAAGGCAGCGCCGUGACCCAGAUUGUGUACAGUGGCGAUCAGUCGGACCGGGCGGAGCAGCAGGUGGUCUACACAGCGGAGGGGAACUCCUUCACCUCUGUGGAGUCUGCAGAGCACACUCUGGUCUACAUUCAUCCUGCAGACGGCAGCCAAACGGUGUUUUCUGAUCAGCCUCAGGUGGCUUACAUCCAGCAGGAUGGCACGACUCAGCAGGUGACUGUUCUCCUUCCUGGUGGACAGAAUGUGAAUGCUGCCAAUCUGCACGUUCUCAGUAACGUAGCAGAGGCUCCACAAGCCAUCCUGGAGCCAGUUUCCCAGGAGCAUCUGUCCAACUCCCUGACAGACAUGGCCGACAUCGCCGAGCCCCCCAGCAGCCCGCUUGGAGCCACCGACUCCACAGACGACUCAGACGAAGUCGACGACGAAGACUCGGAGAUGGACGACUGGGAGCUGCGACACCCUCCGCUGUUCGACCCUCACGCCCUCUGGUGCGAGGAGUGCAACAGUUCCAACCCUUCAGACUGUCCGCUGCACGGCCCCCUGCAUCCCAUCCCCAACCGGCCCGUGUUAUCCAAAGCCAGGGCCAGCCUGCCUCAGAUUCUGUACAUCGACCGCUUCCUGGGAGGAGUCUUCUCCAAGAGGCGCAUCCCCAAGCGAUCCCAGUUUGGCCCUGUGGAGGCGCCGCUGGUUUCCCAGAGUGAGCUGCAAGACCACAAUUUUAAAUUAAAAGUGUGCAUGCUGGAUGCAGAGAAGGAAGAAGAGAAGCCAAGCGACGUCUGGUUGGAUCUCUCCGACGAGGAAAGCUGCAACUGGAUGAUGUUUGUGAGGCCGGCGCAGAACCACCUGGAGCAGAACCUGGUGGCCUACCAGUACGGCUCCGACAUCUUUUACUCCACCAUCAAACACAUCCAGCCCAAGCAGGAGCUGAAGGUUUGGUACGCCGCCUCGUACGCAGACUUUGUGAACCAGAAGAUCCACGAUGUUACGGACGAGGAGCGUAAAGCGCUCCAGGAGCAGGAGUGGAACUGGCCGUGCUACGAGUGCAACCGGCGCUUCGUGAGCUCCGAGCAGCUGCAGCAGCACCUCAACAUGCACGACGACAAGCUCAGCUCCGCUUCCAGAUCCAGAGGCCGCGGCAGAGGAAGAGGCAGGAAGCGGUUUGGGACGGGGAGACGACCGGGACGGCCGCCAAAAUUUAUCCGUCUGGAUCCAGCUGCAGACACCAAUGGAGACAAGACGGCAGAGCUGCUGGAUCUGACGGAGAAGCCGCUGGAGGAGGACGGCGCCCAGAACGGGCUGAAGGAGGUCGACACGGAGCCGGAGGGGGAGGCCGGGACGGAGGACGAGGGCCCGCCGGACCCCCCCGCCGAGGAGCCGCUGCUGCAGGCCGACGCCCCGCCGCCUCGCCCCGACCCGGCCGUUCCUGUGAAGGACGACCCGGCGCCGAGUGGGCAGCCAGAACCAAGCCUGACCUCCCAGGACCUUCACCGCGCCAAAAAGAUCCGGGCGGACGAGCAGAAUGCCGCGCUGCAGCACCUCUUCAUCAGGAAGAGCUUCCGGCCGUUCAAAUGCACGCUGUGCGGCAAGGCCUUCCGGGACAAAGACAAGCUGGAGCUCCACCUGCGGGUCCACGGCCGCGACGCCUACGCCUUCUCCUGCCACUGCUGCGGGAAGAGCUUCGUGAGCGACGCGGCGCUGGAGGACCACCUGCUGGUGCACGCAGAGAGCCGCUCCUACUCCUGCCUCCUGUGUCCGGAGACGUUCGAGAGGCUGGAGCUGCUGAAGGACCACGUGGACGUCCACGCCGUGGACGGCUGCUUCAGCUGUCCGUCCUGCAACAAGAGCUUCACGGAUUUCAUCCAGAUGAAGAAGCAUGUCCGCUGCUUCCACUCGGAGAAGAUCUUCCAGUGUCCAGACUGCGAUAAGGCCUUCUGCCGACCGGACAAGCUGCGGCUCCACAUGCUGCGCCACUCCGACCGCAAGGACUUCCUGUGCUCAACCUGCGGCAAGCAGUUCAAGAGGAAGGAUAAGCUGCGGGAACACAUGCAGCGCAUGCACAAUCCGGACAGAGAGGCCAAGAAGUCCGACCGGACCCACCGCUCCAAAGCCCACAAAACCAAGGUCCCCUCCACCGACCUGGAAAGCUUCGUGUUCAAAUGCAGGCUGUGCAUGAUGGGAUUCCGACGCCGAGGGAUGCUGGUCAAUCAUCUGUCCAAACGGCAUCCGGAGAUGAGGAUCGACGACGUGCCAGAGCUGACGUUACCGAUCAUCAAACCCAACAGGGAUUACUUCUGCCAAUACUGCGAUAAGGUGUAUAAGAGCGCCAGUAAAAGGAAAGCUCACAUCCUGAAGAACCACCCGGGGGCGGAGUUACCCCCCAGCAUCCGGAAGCUGCGCCCGGCUGCUCCUGGAGAGCCGGACCCGAUGCUCAGCACCCACACCCAGCUGACCGGAACCAUAGCAACCGCGCCGGUCUGCUGCCCGCACUGUGCCAAACAAUACAGCAGCAAGACUAAGAUGGUGCAGCACAUCAGAAAGAAGCAUCCCGAGUUCGCCCAGCUGGCCAACACCAUCCACUCUCCUCUGACCACGGCGGUGGUCGCUCCGGCAGUCAUCACCGCUGAUGGUGCAACGGCAGAGGCUGUAGUGACCACCGACCUGCUGACCCAGGCCAUGACGGAGCUUUCCCAGACGCUGACCGCAGACUACCGGACCUCGCAGGGAGACUACCAGCGGAUCCAGUACAUCCCAGUGUCCCAGGCGGGUGGCGGCCUGGCGCAGCCGCAGCACAUCCAGCUGCAGGUCGUCCAGGUCGCGCCGGCCGCCUCGCCUCACUCCCAGGCCCAGACAGUCGAUGUGAGCCAGCUGCACGACCCCCACGGCUACAGUCAGCACUCCAUCCAGGUGCAACACAUCCAGGUGUCGGAGUCCUCCGGCGCCGCUCAAGCCGCCACGCAGGGAAACAGUCAGCCUCUAAGCCCCGCCUCCCAGCAGCCCAAUCAGGAGCUGAGCCCCGCCCAGCUGACCCCCGUCACUCUGGCUCAAGGUCACGCCAUGCAGACUGGCACCUCCCAGCAGCAGGGGGCGGUGCAGCAUGCCUACAUCCCCGGAAACUGGAACUACAGAGGCUACUCGUCUGAGAUCCAGAUGAUGGCGCUACCUCACGCGCAGUACGUGAUCGCAGAGCCCGGCACGCCCGCGUCUGGAGUCAACAGCAGCCAGGUGAAGACGGCACACUUUGUCAUCUCUGAGGGUCAGACUGACCUGGAGACGAAGCAGGCGGCUCCUCAGAGCACGACCCAGACCCAGACCCAGACCCAGACCGACCACCUGGACCCGCCGCCUGCGACCCAGCAGGCCGCCACGCAGUACAUUAUUACCACGACAACCAACGGCGGCGGCACUGGCGAAGUCCACAUCACCAAGCCGUGAGCUCUGGGCGUUUCCGCUGGGUCUCACUGAAGAAUCACGGCGUGGACCUGUGGACAUUUAAAGGAAACGAAAGGCUCCCAGCACAGUUUUAUGUGUCUGAAUGUUAAUGAGCUGCUGCCAGAACUUUAUCAGGAAAUUAAAAUAAAGUUUCCACCUAGGACUGAAGACACCGACGACGACAGGGGGAAAACACACUACUUCUAACAUCAUGCACUGGAAAAUAAAACUGAGUUGUGCUUUUUGGGUUUUCUAAAAUAAAAAUAAAUGAAGUGAACCUCUGUUCUAAUCCAGGUUUAUGUUACAAAAAUAUUAGGGUUUUAUUUGUGAAUGACGUGAAAACCCAGUUAGAGAUGUUACAAUCAUGCAGGGACGUGUCGUCUGUUGGAUGUUACCGCACAGUGUUGUUGAUUUUUGUGAAUUUUCUCCCAUCAGUUUCCUCUUCUGACAGUUUUUAUUUGCUGGAUCGUUAUGAAAUAUUUUAGUAUGGGAAUCUGUUGUCUUUGUCAUCAGUUUUUAUAGUAAAAUGUUGGAAAAACAAA
Messenger RNA from Xiphophorus maculatus (southern platyfish), 4158 nucleotides. RefSeq names its product PR/SET domain 10 (gene prdm10). Lineage: Eukaryota; Metazoa; Chordata; Actinopteri; Cyprinodontiformes; Poeciliidae. Gene Ontology annotation, cellular component: nucleus. Gene Ontology annotation, molecular function: protein binding. The transcript has 24 exons. Bases 107 to 3619 code for a protein of 1170 amino acids. The record is from RefSeq and is a predicted model, not a curated record.